ACUCCUCUGGGCCAUGGGGGAGUUCACUUGGCGGAGACUUCUCCGUUUGUGUGAGGUGGCUCACAUCCAUAAUCUGUGAAUGCCAUUUUUCUCCAGGGACUGUGACAUUGCAGAUGUGCUGAGUUGGUAGGUUUACAGGCUGGCUGCUGGGCAGACGUCUGGGCUAAUUCACUCUGACUAGCAGGUAGUUACACGACAGCCGAACAGGCAGCUUAAGAAAAUCUGACACUCACUUUGAGAGGCAAAACAAAGUAGACGUCUUAAAGAAGCGGUUUAUACUCCAACAAGUUGCACCAACUGUUCAGGCAUGCAGCUGGUAGCCUGCUUAGCGGUGCUGGUGCUCUGUGUGGCAGAGGCUGUAGAGAAUUGUCCCGAUGUAUGUAAAUGCACCAAGCAAACCAGCCCUGAAAGGUCAGAGGUCAACUGCCACAAGAAGGGGAUGAGGAAGUUCCCCUCCAAACUGCCCCCGGAUUCCUGGAUUCUUAAAAUGGGCGAGAACAGAAUAGUAGACCUCCCGCCAAACGUUCUGAAACCCAUCCCCAAGAUCGAAAGCAUCAACUUGGAACGCAACGUCAUCAAAUCAAUACACCCCCAGGCCUUCUCUGGAGCCCGGAGGCUGAUGCUGCUCAACCUGUAUGGGAAUCAGAUCAACAAACUCCCCCUGAAGGGCUUCCAGGACCUGCUCAACCUCCGCUUCCUCAUGCUGGGCCAGAACCAGAUUUCCAGUGUCAAACCAGACAUGUUCACUGGCAUGAGGAACCUCUCAGACCUGGACCUGCCUCUCAACUCUCUGACUGCCCUCCCUUCCAACGCCUUCAAGCCUCUGAUCGCCCUCAAGGUCCUGGACCUGGCCCUCAACCGCAUCCAGAGAAUCUCCACAAAGGGCUUUGUGGGCUUGACGGAGUUGCUGUUCCUCAACCUGGACAACAACAGCCUAAAGAGUAUCCCGGCUGGGGCCUUCAAGCCUCUGGCCUCCCUGGAGAUGCUGGUGCUGGAUAACAACCUGCUGUCCACGCUGACCUCAGCCACUCUUGAGGGCUUGUCCAACCUGCAGGAGCUCUACCUCAGGAACAAUGAGUUGGAGAGGCUGCCCCAGGACCUGUUCAGACACACACCCAAGCUUUCCCAGCUGGCCCUCAGUGGGAACAGGCUGAAGACUGUGGAUGGAAGCAUGUUCACCCAGCUGUCUGGCCUGAAGGAGGUGUAUCUCCAUGACAACCCCUGGACGUGUGACUGCAACAUCAACAACCUGGUGCGCUGGAUGUCCCAGACCAAGGCCAACCUCUCCCCUUUGGAGUCCCUGAGGUGUGUUGCCCCAGCAGGUUACCGUGACAAAUCCCUCAAUAGCCUCAAAGACCAGAAUCUGCGCUGCCGGGCCUAGACUGAAGACACGCCAACCCUUACAACGUGCUGCCAAGACUGAAGCCAAACCAACCUUUACUCUACUCCAGCAUCCUGCAUUAGCCACGGUCCUGCUACAGAGUUACCUGUUAUACAACACCUACUACUCAGUUAUGGUCGAAUGACAACACAGUUACCCAUUUCUGUAUAACACCUAAACUCUUAAAAAAAAGGGUUCCAAAAGGGUUCUUUGUGAAGACAAUGGUUCUUUGUGAGGCAAAGGGUUCUACCUAGAACCUUUAACAGCAUAAGAACUGUUUUUGGAAGAAAGGGUUCUUUGAUGAUUCUUUGGAAGGCAAGAAGAGUUAUACGUAGAAUCAUAUACUGUAUCAUAUAUCCCACCAUUCUCUAUUGCAGGGGCAUUUUCAGUAUUGUUUGUUUUAAUAUCUGUGUUUUUGCAUGUACAUUGAUUGAUUGAUAUAUUUGAUGCUACACAUUUUUCUAAACAAAUCCAAUCUGUCCGUAGUUAUUUAUUUUACUGAGAUGGUUGUUCCAGUUUAGAUGAUUGAGGUGGUCUCAGUAUUCUAUCUUCCCUACCCUGGCAGUCAGUCAUUUUAAAUGCUGGUUGAGGGUGAUAAAGAAUUCCACUUGUUGUUUAUCCUAACUCUGGCUGGAUUCCAAUAGGAAUUAAACAUCACUUUGCAAGCCAAAACUCCUAGUUUGCAGGCCUGAUGUUGCCUGUAAACUAGAAGUUUCCUAACACAAUUGUGUUAGGGUAUAACUCUGAAAGAAAGGCUAUAUGAUAUUUGUAAUGUAUUGUCAUAAAUAAUACAAUUUUACAAAUAUAAAAGGAUUCUCGGUAGAACUCUUCAAAGAGGGUUCUAGGAAGAACCUUUAGAUAAUAAAGUGGUUAUUGGUAGAACCCUUCAUAGAGGGUUGUAGGCAGAACCUUUCAUAUAGGGUUCAAGGUAAAACCAAACAGGGGGUUCUAUGAAGAACCCUACAUAAAGGGCUAUACAGGGAGAACCCUCUGCAAAAAUAGUUCCCUUAUGGGGACAAACUGAAGAACCCUACACGGUUCUACUUAGCACAUUUUUUUUCUAAGAGUGUACUGCAACCAUCGUCCAACAACACUGUUACCUACUCCUGUGUAACACCCACACUAGCCAUGGCCCAGCCACAGAAUGACCUGUCAUUGUGCAACACCCACACUAGCCAUGGCCCAGCCACAGAAUGACCUGCCAUUGUGCAACACCCACACUAGCCAUGGCCCAGCCACAGAAUGACCUGUCAUUGUGCAACACCCACACUAGCCAUGGCCCAGCCACAGAAUGACCUGUCAUUGUGCAACACCCACACUAGCCAUGGCCCAGCCACAGAAUGACCUGUCAUUGUGCAACACCCACACUAGCCAUGACAACUGACAACUAUACAGUUAGCUAUUACAUUCCAACCAUAAGCCAGAGAUAUUAUAACAGUAUCACAGAAAGAGAAAGAAGAGCAAAAAGGGAUAUUUAAUAGCUUGCCCUGAGCUUUCUGUAAUUGUGGUGUUCUACUUUCCAUCAACCCCAAACAUACAAUUGACAUCUUCCUUAAACUUGCUAUUAUUGAGGCGCGCUGAGAAACAUGCCUCUGUAAUAUCCUCUGUAAUAGCUCAUUCAUCUGUGCUCCUGUUUUAGUUUCUUAAUCUUGUGUAUUUUAUAUUAUCUGAAGUAAAUGUAUUUCUAGCUUUUCUUUACAGUAAUAUCCUAUGCUGAUAAACCUAUAACAUAAGCUUAUUUUCAUGACACAAUAUGUAUAUAAGGCAAUUAUACUAUUCAACAGAUAUGCAAUCAUUUUAUGCUUCUUAGUGUGAUAUCUUUGACGAUUUGCCUAUGUUUCCGAGCUUGUCACUAUAGAUUGUAGUCAGUUGAUCUCCUAAUCUAAAUAUACAAUAUCUCAUUGUUUCCAUUGAGUGAAACAUAUGCUAUUGCACUAGUACAAUCCUAAAACAGAAUUAACUCAGUCUGUAGUCUAAUUGAUUUCAUACUGUACAUUCAUUUUGAAAUAAAGGCAAUUGUGUAAUGAA
Messenger RNA from Oncorhynchus mykiss (rainbow trout), 3409 nucleotides. RefSeq lists its product as uncharacterized. The record is from RefSeq and is a predicted model, not a curated record. Lineage: Eukaryota; Metazoa; Chordata; Actinopteri; Salmoniformes; Salmonidae. Gene Ontology annotation, molecular function: protein binding.